Molecule: messenger RNA, 573 nt
Organism: Calliphora vicina (urban bluebottle blowfly)
Lineage: Eukaryota; Metazoa; Arthropoda; Insecta; Diptera; Calliphoridae
Product: apolipoprotein D-like
Exons: 3
Coding region: 1-573 (190 amino acids)
Biological process (GO): lipid metabolic process; response to reactive oxygen species
Cellular component (GO): cytoplasm
Molecular function (GO): pigment binding
Source: RefSeq, a predicted model, not a curated record
AUGGCUGUAUCAAAAAUUGUAACAUUUAUUGCUGUGUUGGUCGUUUUCGCCACCACCACCCAGGCUCAAGUUAUAACGUCUGGCAUUUGUCCUUGUGAUGUCGAUGUUGUGCCCAGCUUUGAUGUUUCCCAAUAUUUGGGUGUUUGGUAUGAAUACGCUAAAUAUCCCAUGUAUUUUGAGGCUGAUGGUGUUUGUAUAACGGCCGAAUAUACUCUACAGCCUGAUGGCAAUGUUGGUGUUAAGAAUUCUCUAGUUAAUGGAAAGUCUGGUGCUGCUGAAGUAAUUAAUGGUUAUGCGUCUGUUGUUUCCAAUGCCAAAUUGAUGGUCACAUUUCCCGUUAGUCCGGCUUAUAAUACCACCAGCAAUUACUGGGUUCUCGACACUGACUAUUGUACAUUCAGUGUAGUCUACUCGUGCCAACCAUCUGCCAACAAUCAACAUUCCACAAUUGUUUGGAUUUUAACUCGUGAACGUGUGCCCUCCACUGCCACCAUUGAUACAGCUAAGGCUGUAUUGGUAAAGAACAAUAUUUCAUUGGAACCCUUGACUGUAACCAAACAACAGGGAUGUUAA